UCAAAAUCAGCUGUUAUAGCGAAGUCACCUUGUGUGGAUUCGCCUUCUAGAAACAUAUGUAAUAUUUAGUGCUCUUUCAAAUCAUCUAUCUAUAAACCAGAAAAAUUGUAAACUUGUUGUAACUAAUUGUAAAUAUGCCCUGAAUGCGUCGAUAUGUCCGAAGAACCGCCAAAAAUACGUUUUAAAAAUACGCAAUAUAGCUAUAUUGAGCUAGGUGGAAAGAAACACAUAUUCAAAUCACUGAAACAAAUACUUUCUGUGGAGAAGACACAACAGUGGCCAGAGGGAACAAUGUCUUAUUCGUCGUUUAAUGCUCCACCCUCUUUGCGGCCACCUAAAAAGUAUUCGGACAUUUCCGGUUUGAUUGCACCGUACACUGAUCCGCACACCAAACUACGCUACGCCAACUCCGAAGAAUAUACCAUUGUAAAAACACUACCAUCUGAUAUUGUCGCAGGUUACUUAGCAUUGCGCGGUGCGAGCAGUAUUGUGGGCUAAAAUUUAUAGAAUUUAAAUAUAUUUGCAUAAUGAUUAGAUUAAAUAGAAAUGUUAAGCUACUGUUUAAGAAACAAUCAUACGUAUUUUCAAAACUAUAAUGUAUCUGAAUACGACAGAUCGAAGCUAAGAAUAUUCCAAAAUACAUACAUUUGCUACUAUCAAAAUCAAAUCAACUUUUGCAAGAUAAGUAAAAAUCAAUUUAUUGUUAUUGAUUUUCGCAAGCUUUAUUAUUUUUAUAUGAGUUACAUAUGUGUGCAAUGUGUAAUAGUGAUAUGAACGUCUGCCGGAGCACUCUGCGAUAGAGGUUUGCGGGAUGGUUACAAAUAUGGCAAAUGACAAAGAGAAAAUAAUAGUAUGCCACCAUUGUAUACAUAUUGACGAAUUUCGACCAUUACUAUUCGUAACUAUUUAUCCAUAUCACACUGAUCAGUAGAAUCAUCUGUUUCGAUCAAUAUAAUAUAAUGGGACUCCUCAAGGAUCACCUUUAUCUGUGAUCCUCUUCACUAUAGCGUUUGAUGAGUUGAGUAUGAUUUUAUCGAAAUUUA
Molecule: messenger RNA, 1043 nt
Organism: Anastrepha ludens (Mexican fruit fly)
Lineage: Eukaryota; Metazoa; Arthropoda; Insecta; Diptera; Tephritidae
Product: INO80 complex subunit C
Exons: 2
Coding region: 154-498 (114 amino acids)
Biological process (GO): chromatin remodeling
Cellular component (GO): Ino80 complex
Source: RefSeq, a predicted model, not a curated record